This is a messenger RNA of Drosophila serrata, 330 nucleotides long. Its product is annotated as translation initiation factor IF-2-like. Lineage: Eukaryota; Metazoa; Arthropoda; Insecta; Diptera; Drosophilidae. The record is from RefSeq and is a predicted model, not a curated record.
AUGGCCGCAGCGGAAGCAGCAGCCCCUAGGACGGAAGCGGCGUACGGCGUACCUAAAGCGGAAAGGCUGGACCAGCCGGCUGUACCGGGCGGCGUACAGGAAGCGGAAAGGCUGGACCAGCCGGCUGUACCUGAAGCAGCUGCGGAGGUACCAGUCACCACAGGAGGAGCAGCACCAGAGGCGGUGGCCGCGGCGGAAGCAGCAGCCCUUACGACGGAAGCGGAAAGGCUGCACCAGCCGGCUGUCCCUGAAGCAGCUCCGGAAGUACCAGUCACCACAGGAGGGAGCAGCACCAGAGGCGGUGGUCAAAGCGGAAGCAGCAGCCCCUAG